AAAGAUGAUGACGGCAAAUUUUUCAUACCAGUAGAUAGGCUAGAUGAAAUAGUCACUGAACAGACAAUACGCAAGGAACUCAAGACACUGAGUGUUGGUCAGAAGAAGGAUCGACACACUCUCGCUGGACAGAUCUGGAGAGCGCCUUCAUCGAAACAAAAAACGACCAGACGGAAGAUAUUUGCAGUGCUGGCUUUAAUGCAAAAAAUUGAUUCAAUCUUAGACUUCAUCGAAGAGGGAGUUUACGACAACAGGCUUCCAUUCGUAUAUGCCGAGGAUCAGGUUGAGGUGUGCUGUAAGAAAACGGGACAGCCUAUUAAACUUUUCCAAGACAAGGCGAGAUGGAAACCGCAUGAAAAAGACCUUUUUCAGACCUACCAAUGGUGGAUGAUGACACCCUAUUUUCAACUUAGUUGCGAAGGGGAGAAGACUGUCCGUCGUAUGCCCGUAGAGGACCUGGCUGUGCUCCCAUUCACGGACGUAAAGACUACAUCCGAAGGCGGAUUCUCAGUAGUUCGCAAAGUAAAAAUACACUCGGCGCAUCACAAUGCGCAGGAUUUUUCGGUACAGCCUGUACAUUUCGCGGUGAAAACUCUCAAUUUUCAGGCAGACGCCAACGACCUAGAGAACCAGGAGGUGCAAUCCCUCAUCCGCCUGAACAACGAAAAUCACCCCAACCUCAUCAGGCUUCUGAUGACUUUCCAGCACAAGAAGCACCUGCACUUGGUAUUCCCAUGGGCCGAUGGAAAUCUCCAAGACUUUUGGAGCAAGAAGUAUCCGGACCCCAAUUAUCCUCUUCGAGACUACGAUUUGGCUAGGUGGAUGGCACAGCAGUGCUUAGGCCUCGCCCUGGGCCUUAGGGCUAUCCACCACAACUGCGUUGAUGAAUCUCAAGCUCAGGAACAAGGCUUGGAGCCCGACGCAGCCCAGAAGAAAUACGGCAAGCACGGCGAUUUCAAACCGGAGAACAUCUUAUGGUUCAAGCAAAGUGGUGCAACCUCCGCCAACAGUGUAACAGGGGUUCUCAAAGUUUCCGACUUUGGUUUUGCUGACUUCCAUGCAUCAGCGUCAAAAUCGGAUAUCCCCAGAGACAAUGUUCUUGGCAUAACUCCUACUUAUCGAGCACCGGAAUGGGAUGUUCAGCGGAACGUGGCACCCUCAUAUGACCUCUGGUGUUUCGGAUGUGUUCUGCUCGAAUUCGUCGUGUGGUUCCUGCGCGGUUGGCAAGGGGUGCAGGAGUUUAUGAAUAAACGAUUGGCCGAUUCAGUUCAUGAGAUUCCAGGAUACGAAGAGGAUAAGUUCUUCAAUCUUGAUCCCCACGCAAGACAAGACAUAAGAAAGGCUGUAGCGAAGAAUUCUGUCCGAACCGAAAUCCAGGAUUUGCGCCAACACGAGAAGUGUAGCGAUUUCAUUCUCGAUUUACUCGACCAUGUCGAAGAUUACCUCCUCCGCAUGCGGCCAGAGAAAAGGGCCAGCUGCGACAACACCGUUAGUGUGCUCCAAAGAAUCGUUGAAAAAUGCUUUGCGGAUGCAAAGUACUGC
Messenger RNA from Lindgomyces ingoldianus, 1542 nucleotides. RefSeq names its product kinase-like protein. NCBI's taxonomy places the organism in Eukaryota, Fungi, Ascomycota, Dothideomycetes, Pleosporales, Lindgomycetaceae. Gene Ontology annotation, biological process: peptidyl-serine phosphorylation; peptidyl-threonine phosphorylation. The annotation marks the transcript as partial. The record is from RefSeq and is a predicted model, not a curated record. The transcript has 2 exons. Gene Ontology annotation, molecular function: protein serine/threonine kinase activity; ATP binding.